AUUACAGAAAACUGUCACUUUCAAGAUUCAAGAGUGCAUGUGCGGGAUUCGCGAUUCGUGAUUGCAUCACAGUAUUUUGUAGUUUUUCCAUCGUUUGGACCGUGCAAAAUUGUGUUUUCCACGGAAUUUAAUAAUUUCCCAUCGGUGGUUGAUUAUGUGACUUUGUGGCGCUGAUUGUGUUUCGAAAAAUUGUGUUGCCGGAAGUGAAACCAUUCUUUUUCAACCAUGAAGCUCUUCGCCAACUCGCUGGUGCUGCGGAAAAUCAAUCGAUACCUGCGGAAAAACGUCCGGGACCAGUCGCCGAACAUUCUGCGGCUGUGGGCGACCCAGUGCGAGUUCGUGUUCGCCCAGCAGUUGCGUCGCAGCCAGCAGAUCAUUACGCUGUACGCCAAGAUCUGGGAGGAACGAGCCCUGCGCGAGCUGCUCCGGCGCUUCCGGGGACAGGUCCAACGCCAGGCCAAGGGUUUCCUGCUGUCGUCCGCGGCGCUGCUCGCCUUCGACUGGGACCGCGAACGGAUCGAGUACGACGACGUGAAGGAAUACUUUGACGACUUCAACUUCCUCGAACGGCUGCAGCGCGAAACCAUCUACUGCGGCCAGUGCCAGAAGCGGCGCGAGAUUGACUGCCGGCUCGACGGCAUCUGCUACUGCCGCUGCCCGCGGAACGUGACCGAUGUGCUAACGCGCGAGCAGAACGACUUCACCGCGUGGGAACCGUACAUCGAGCAGCGCGACAUGAUCACCUGGCGCAAGGAGGUCAAGCCGGGGCUUUACGCGUACAAAGUUUACGUUGAGUAUCCGGACAUUACGGCGGAGGACUUCCUGCACGUGCAGACCGACGUCGAGUAUCGGAAAAAGUGGGACAACACCGCGGUCAGUUUGGAGGUCAUCGAUGAGGACACUGCCAAGGGGUCCAACAGUCACAUCAUCUACUGGGAAAUGCUGUGGCCGAAACUCUUUGCCAACCGCGACUACGUGUACAAUCGGCGGUUCUUCGUGGACCGCUCGAAGAAGGUCAUUGUCAUCGUCAACAAGAGCGUCCAGCAUCCGAAGGCACCUGCCCGGCCCGGCAAUCACCGGGUCAACGAGUUCUGGAGCUUCAUGGUCAUCAAGCCGACCACGAGCGCGUUCAACAAGCCGGGGGUGUCCUUCAUCUUGACGUACUUUGACAACCCGGGCCUGUCGAUCCCAAAGUACAUCACCAACUGGGUCGCCAAAAAGCAGAUGCCGGACUUUCUUGGCCAGCUGCACCAGGCCACACUCAACUACGCCAGUAUGAAGAAGCAGAACGAAACGAGAAUCGUUGCCUUCUGGGACAAACAUCGCGAUCCGGGCUUCGAGUACCCGCCGGACACCCUGUCGGGAUUCAACAGCGAGGAUUUUCUGCAGGCGCAGAGCGAGAACGAAGGUUCCUCAAGUCUACAAGAAGUCAAUCCAAAGUCCCUCUCUGUCGCACCUGCAUCCGAGAUUACAAAAGCCCACCACCUCCAAAAAGCCAACUCAGCUGUCGUCAAGAAGACUACCAACACUGAUAGCAGCAGUAAUCAGGAACCGUCCCAAACCAGCAUGACAACGGCGGUGGCGACCACGCAGGACGCAGUGUCAGAGUGCAACAACAACAGCAGCAACAAUUCGUCAACACCAGCGGCGCCGCCGCAGAAAUCUUCCUGGUGGAGUUAUCUGUACUCGUAUUUAUACUUCAUUUAAGACCUGCAGCUCAGCUGCUGCUGAUAUGAGAACGUGCGUAAUCGGGUUCUAGGUCAUGGUUUGAACUGAUCCUAAAAUGGCGUUGCAACCAUGAGUCAUGUGUACGUACUCGCUAAAAAAACGGUACCUUUCAUAGAUUAGCAAAGCUUUCGGCUUUGGUGAGCUGAUCCUGGAGCCCGAGAAGGUGCAAUGUGUCUACUAAGUCAAACAAACCCCAAUUGAGCAUACUUUUAGCCAGCCUAAGUACAACCCACAGUUAAAACUCAAGUUUACUCAUCUUUUAGCCAAGAGCAUACCAAAUAGAAUCGUGAUUAGAGCGGGAAUUAGUAAGAAAGUGUUAACAAGUUACGGCAUAAAAAAAAAACGAAGUAAGCAAAACAAGCAAUGCAACAAGUUUAAGUUCUGACCAGAACCAUACAUCGUGAUUCAAGAUUAUAUUUUAUACUUUUUGUAAAUACAGUGUUAUACAUUUAUUUUAGGCAUGUUAUUAUCACGAGAAAAAAAUAUUAUUAUCGGAUUGUUUCCUUUCUGUCAAUGCAUGCAGCAAUUAUUAGUUUUCUUUUCAAUGUUCUCUACAAACUAACGUGUUGAUUCGAACAAGUGCUAUUUAGAAUUAUACCAUCUUGUAGACUAGAAGUUAA
Culex quinquefasciatus (southern house mosquito) is the source of this 2348-nucleotide messenger RNA. RefSeq names its product stAR-related lipid transfer protein 7, mitochondrial. Lineage: Eukaryota; Metazoa; Arthropoda; Insecta; Diptera; Culicidae. The record is from RefSeq and is a predicted model, not a curated record. The transcript has 5 exons. Gene Ontology annotation, molecular function: lipid binding. The coding region runs from base 226 to 1707 and encodes 493 amino acids.